Plasmopara halstedii is the source of this 201-nucleotide messenger RNA. RefSeq lists its product as uncharacterized. Lineage: Eukaryota; Oomycota; Peronosporomycetes; Peronosporales; Peronosporaceae. The transcript has 2 exons. The record is from RefSeq and is a predicted model, not a curated record. Bases 1 to 201 code for a protein of 66 amino acids.
AUGAGGCACACAAUACCUCGUCUGCGCAAUACACUGUGGGCCAAGAAUGUACGAGUGGGUAAGCACUUUUACGAGCACGUAUCAACGGGUUCGUGCGUCGGCGCCGUCUGGCAGUAUACGAAGGAGCUUGUAAGAUGUGUGGUCCGUCGACUGGUCCCGGCAGAAUUGAAGAGAACGUUUGGCAACGCCAGGAUCGUGUAA